CUGAAAUAAUCUUAACGCUGAUUUGAUCAAACAAAAAAUGUAUUUACAACGAAUGUGGAAUGUGUAGUGUUCGGUGACUCCGCUAAGUCGGUGUAGAUACCUGCAAAUUAAUUCUCCUUAACUCAAAACAUCAAUAAAUCUGGUUUUAUUUAGUUUAGUUUGAUUUAGUUGAUGACAAUUACCUUUUAGGUGAUGGGUAAAAUAAUGUCGCAAAUAUUGGGCAAGAUCUUAUUAUGUUUGGUUUUCAUGGUGGCUGUGGUUCAGUGCUACAACGUUUUAAUAGUUUUUCCAGGGCUCUCACAUAGCCACUUCAAACUAGGAAAUUCUCUAGGAAGAGCAUUGGCCAAAAGCGGUCAUGAUGUGACUGUGGUAAGCCCUUUCGAGGAUAAAAAUCCUCCUAGUGGUUAUAGUGAAGUAAAGCUAACUGGAUUUUUUGAAAAAAGAGAUGAGGUAGCGGAUAUCAACGUUUUUGACUUUGAACAUAUCAAUCCAUUUGUACAAGUCUUUUUCAUGAACAUGCUUCUAACUGAAGGUGCUAACUUCGUAUUAAAUCAUCCAAAUUUGCAAAAACUUUUGGAUUCAAAUAAAACUUUUGAUGUUAUAAUUCUUGAACAGUUUAAACAUGAAGGUUUACAUGUUCUGCAAUGCCACUAUAAAGCUCCAUUAAUAUUAUUAAAUACAGUAGGGUCGAACGUUUGGAUCAACCCAUACGUCGGCAAUCCUGCACCCCCGUCAUAUAUCCCAGAUACUUUCUUGAAGUACUCAGCAAGGAUGAAUUUCUGGGAAAGAGCGUUUAAUUCUAUUAUAAUACUAACUGAACAUGUUCUAAUGGACUUUUUUAUACAUCGAAAGCAAUUUGCAAUGGCUGUCGCCAAGUUUCCACAUUGUGCAAAUGAUAAUUUCUCCAACAAUAUAUCUUUAGUAUUUUUAAACGCUCAUGAAAGCAUAACGCAGCCAGUACCUUUGGUACCUAAUAUGAUUAAUAUAGGUGGAUUUCAUAUUGAUCCCCCCAAAGAAUUACCAAAAGAUUUAAAAGACCUGUUAGAUGGUGCCAAGGAAGGUGUAAUCUACUUUAGUUUGGGUUCUAACAUCGAAAGUUCUGAUAUAAAACCAGGAAUAAAGCAGGAUAUUAUCAAGUCCUUAGGAAAACUAAAGCACAAGGUACUAUGGAAAUAUGAAGAUGAAGAUUUUAAAUCACCGAAAAAUGUAGAGAUAAGGAAAUGGUUGCCUCAGCAGGAUAUAUUAGCUCAUCCAAAUGUCAAACUAUUUAUUACACAUGGAGGUCUUCUUAGUCUGACAGAGUCUGUGCAUUUUGGAGUUCCUGUUCUAGUAUUGCCAGUAUUUGGAGACCAAAAAAUGAAUGCUGCUAAAGUGGAGGGUAUGGGUUAUGGUGUUCAAAUACCCUUUUCACAAAUAACUGAAGAACGACUGGACGAUGCCUUAAACAAAUUAUUGAACGAUCCCAAAUAUUUUAAAACAGCAAGGAAAUUAUCGGACUUAUCUCGUGAUCGUCCGGUUAAUCCAAUGGAUUUGGCAAUUUACUGGACAGAAUAUAUUGCCAAACACAAAGGAGCUCCGCACUUGCGUGUAGCUGCACUGGAUCUUACCUGGUAUCAGUAUUUGCUGCUGGAUGUCAUUGCAUUUGCAGUUAUUGUGAUCAUCGUGACAUUUACAACUCUCUUUAUUUUGUGCAGAAAGUGUUGUUGUAGAAAGAAUAAAAAAGCGAAAGUAGAUUAAAAAAAAUAUUCUU
Molecule: messenger RNA, 1750 nt
Organism: Diabrotica balteata
Lineage: Eukaryota; Metazoa; Arthropoda; Insecta; Coleoptera; Chrysomelidae
Source: the annotation of a GenBank genome assembly